This is a messenger RNA of Rotaria sp. Silwood2, 453 nucleotides long. The record is from the annotation of a GenBank genome assembly. Lineage: Eukaryota; Metazoa; Rotifera; Eurotatoria; Philodinida; Philodinidae.
AUGGAUGAUUAUGUUGAGAAUGAUGGCUUUGAUUUAAAAAAUCGUUUUACGUUGGAAGAAAUGGAAAAUAUAAUCGAAUUGGUUGAUCAACAUCCGAAUGUUAGAUUUGCAACUGUUUCCAAUCGAUUUAAAAAAAUCAAAAAUAGGAAUUAUAUUACAAGAUUUAGACAAUAUAUUGAAAAUGAUGGUAAAAGAUCAGAAAAAUUAAAACAAAUUAAAGAAUUUAUGUUUAAUGAAUUUUAUCUGAAGAGAACAAUGGAAAAAGAAGCCAUUCAUGAUGCUGAUCUUGAACUUUAUGCAAUUCAAAAAGCAAGAGAAUUAAAUUGGGAUACAUUCAAGGCCAGCAAAUCUUUUAUCAAUACUUUUAAAAGAGAAAAUAGAAUAUCGUCAAGAAGAUAUAACAAAAUUGUCACUCGAACUAAACCAAACAGUAAACUUUUAUUUGGUCUUUAA